CGACCCAACCUCGCCCACACCACGCCACCCCCGGCCCCUUCAAACAGCACCGUCUUGGCCAGCCACCAGGCACGACGUUGCGCCGCACCACGGCCUGUAGGCAUGGCCACGGGCGCCGCUCAAGGGCCGUCGCUCGACGUCGUGGCCCUGGUCUCCGGAGGCAAGGACAGCUUCUACUCCAUUCUCCACUGCCUCGCCCAAGGCCACCAGGUGGUGGCCCUCGCCAACCUCCAUCCGCCCUCGUCCUCAUCCACACGGGUCCCUCCCGUUGCUGGCAUUGCUCCCGCGGCUCAGCACAGGGCAUCCGGGGGCUCGGACUCCCUCUCCACCGCGGCUCUUGCCACCCACAAUGCCAAUAAUGGCAGCAGCAGCCAUGAUGAUCCGCCAGAAUCCGACCUGAACAGUUUUAUGUACCAGACGGUGGGGCAUCAAACAAUCCCAUUAUACGCCCAGGCCACCGGGCUGCCCUUGUUCCGUCAGCCCAUCCAGGGCACUGCUAUCCACCACGGCAUCAGUUACUCCCCCGACGGCCACCACCGGCGUACUGACCAUGAUGCCGCCGGCGUCAACGGACCUGCGGACGCAGGUGCGGACGCUGACGACGACGAGACCGAGUCUCUUGUCCCUCUGCUGCGUGCGGUGCUGAGAGCUCACCCGAAUGUCAACGCCGUCAGCACCGGAGCCAUCCUUUCAACGUACCAGCGCACGAGGGUCGAGUCAGUAGCCAUCCGCCUGGGCCUCGUUCCGCUGGGCUAUCUCUGGCAAUACCCGGAUCUGCCCCGGUCUUUGCCGCCGCCGCCAUCGUCAUCUUCAUCGUUGGCAGUGGGCGUCGGGAGCGCCGUGGUCGAUGAUGAUGCCCAGCUCCUCCGUGACAUGGCCCACACGGGUCUCGAGGCACGUAUCAUCAAGGUGGCCAGCGCGGGCCUGGACGAAGGCACACUAUGGGAGAACGUCGCUUCGGAAACAGGCAUCAGCCGGAUCCAGCGCGGUCUGCGGAAGUUUGGUGGUGGCGGGAAGGGUGCUGUGCUCGGUGAGGGCGGCGAGUUCGAGACUCUCGUCGUGGAUGGCCCUCCUGAGCUGUUCAAGGGCCGGAUUGUCGUUCACGAGGACGACCGGCAGGUGGUACGUGAAGGCGGUGGCAGCGAGUGGCUGCUCAUUCGUAGAGCUGCAGUCGAGAUGAAGACGGACUCGUCCGCAGCCAAUGUGCUGCCGGCGGCUCAGAGGAGCGUGCCCAUACCGGCACUGCUCGAUAGCAAGUUCGAGGCAGUCCUCGAGGUCUCGGGGCAGCAAGUCGUGCCCGAGAGCACUGCUCAUGAUGACCGUGACACUCUGUCUAUGAGGCUGCCUCUGGCAAUCAGUACUCCUUGUCAAGGCGGCAAUGCUCGUGCAUGUUUUAUUGGCGAACCGGAUGCCGGCAGUGUACAGCAACAGACUGAGCGCGUCGUUCGUGACAUCAGAUCCUACCUCGCCGAGCGCUCUCUCGAGCCGGUGGACAUUCUCAAUUCCAUCAUUGUGCUCCGGCACAUGAACGACUUCCCGGCCAUCAACAAGCUCUAUGGCUCCCUCUUCACGGAGGCCAACCCGCCUGCCCGGGUGACAAUUUCCUGUGGCGACCAGCUACCCUCCGGAUGCCAGAUCGUCGUAUACCUCGUCAUGCAACGCUCGACAAGGGACGAGCACAGAAAGGGCCUCCACGUGCAGUCGCGCUCGUACUGGGCACCCGCCAACAUCGGGCCAUACAGCCAGGCGAUUGCCUACCCCUUGCUGCCGCCAUCGAGCUCUACGACCGAUGGCAACUACCACUCGCUGCCAGCUGCGGUGUCUAUAGCCGGGCAGAUCCCCCUGGUGCCCGCGACCAUGGAGUUUCCCACACCAAGGAGCAGUAACAGCAGCAGCAGCGGCAGUCAGGGACCGGACGUCCAGCAGAUCACCCUCGCGCUGCAGCAUCUCUGGCGAGUCGGCGCUGCGAUGGACGUGGCAUGGUGGACCAGCGCGGCGGCUUACUUCCCGUCUACCACCACCACUUCCACGGCAGAGAACAAUCUCUCCAGCUCACGGCCAUCACCACCACCACCAGGAGGCGGCGCCGCGAUGGUCAAGAACAGCAUCGCCGCGGCCGCCGCGUGGCGGGAAGCACACGUCUGGUCUGCCCCGCGCAAUAAUGCCAGUGGUAAUGACGAUGACGAGGGGCCGGAUCUCUGGGACAGGCGGUACAACGCGCAGUACCAGUCCUUCGCCUCGUCCGGGGCAGCGGGAGGUGGCGGUGAUGGAGAUUCUUCUUCCGGACCCCCGCAGCUGCCAAAGUGGAAUGUCGUAGACGCUUUCGCUGCUGCUGCUGAUGACGAUGAGGAUGACGAUGACGAAGAUGCUGAUUAUGGAGACGAGGAGGCACGGGAACGUAGACGGGCGGCCCAGAGAGCCCGCAAGAUGGCGUACGUCCCGUUCUUCUUCGCCGCCGAGGUCGAGGAGCUGCCCCGGUCCGCGGGCGUCGAAUGGCACGCGCACAUUGGGCUCUCCAAGAUCCCCGAGGGCUCGGUGCGGGUGUGUAGUAGUACCACCACCAUCGCCACCACCGCUGCUGCUGCUGCCAUCACGUCCGCUGAACCCGCUCCUGGCAAUGAAGAAGGCAGAGGCAAGUCGGGCGAGAGGGACCUGCAGGAUGAGGAGGAGGAGGAGGAGGAGGAAGGCGAGUUCGUUAUUGAGCUACACCACGUCGCCGUCACCACGGGGGGGCAUGGUGGCAGCAGCAGCCCUGGACUGGGACCGGGACCGGGACCGGGACAAAGCACAUACCUGCACACGACCGCCGUGCUCCGACGCGGCGCCGGCGCCGGCGACAGCGGUACAUAUACAGGAAAUACCGCUACCUUCGCCCUUGCCGACGCCGUGCAGCACCUCCAGCGGGCCCUCGCCUGGUCCAUACCCACCCUUCUCGGCGGCUCAGGGGAAUCGAAGAGCGAGGCGGUGGUGGCGGUGGCCAAGGGCGACGGCGACGGCGACGGCAACGGUGUUGCUGCUACUGCUGCUGCUGCUGCUGCUGCGGCGCCGUACUUGGUCUACACCGACGCCGCGGGCAUCGCGGCCCCGAUCCCGGUUCCCGUGGUCGUGCCGGUCUCUAAAGUGUACGGGUCGCACGGAUCAGCAUCGUCUUCGGCUCCGGCCUCGGAUCCAGCUGCAGCUGCAGCUUCCGCUUCCGCGGCUGUGAUACCGUGUCACUCCCUCCACGACGGCCAGGGGAGGAGACUCGCUGCCGUGGCGCUCUUUGAGACCAUCUUGACCUCCUGAACUUGGGCGUGCUCUCGUGCAGAGGGAGGCAGUCUUGCAGGUUGUGACGAUUGUAUAAGACCCCAACCGGAGGGAGAGCAGCAGACAGCCCUCGUGUCAUCGUUCGUGGAUUGGUGUUGCCUUCAUAGAUAGAUGCCAAGCUAGGUAUUCGUCACCAAGUAUGACGAGCUAUCUGAAGAUAUACAUGCAUCAAAGCUAGCUACAUGACGAGCAAUAUGGGCAGCCACUCCCGGAAGGCGCGUAAUCUUGCAAGAAUGGUAUAUCACCAAGGAAUCAACUCGGAAACGGGCAGGAGAGCGUGCUCUGG
Messenger RNA from Microdochium trichocladiopsis, 3592 nucleotides. RefSeq lists its product as uncharacterized. Gene Ontology annotation, biological process: protein histidyl modification to diphthamide. NCBI's taxonomy places the organism in Eukaryota, Fungi, Ascomycota, Sordariomycetes, Xylariales, Microdochiaceae. The transcript has a single exon. Gene Ontology annotation, molecular function: diphthine-ammonia ligase activity. The record is from RefSeq and is a predicted model, not a curated record. Bases 103 to 3285 code for a protein of 1060 amino acids.